Yamadazyma jaroonii is the source of this 1308-nucleotide messenger RNA. NCBI's taxonomy places the organism in Eukaryota, Fungi, Ascomycota, Pichiomycetes, Serinales, Debaryomycetaceae. The record is from the annotation of a GenBank genome assembly.
AUGCCACUACUAGUGAAGUUCAAGAAAUCUAAAGGUAAUAAGGUUUCUGUGACUUCGGUUGUAUCUGAAACUACAAAACAAAUACAUGUAAGGAUACGGCUCCCCAAGAGAGUGUUAGAAGACUUGGAAGAUUCUGACUUAUCUUCAUUAGAAGAUGAGUUGAACCAAGCGCUAACCACCGAUAGUAUACUACCUCGAACUCCCGUUAAACAGUCUACCCAAACAGAUGAUGAACCUAAAUCAUUGAAUGUUACCCUCAAAUACAGUCCACGUCCUUCCAGCACAUUUUCAUCAUUUAAAAGCAAUAACAAUACUCAGAUAACGGAACCAGAUAAGGAAGUCAAACAAGAAGUACCUGAACAACCAAACUUGCAGGCAAGUAAACAACCAUCCACAGUUCCAGGUUAUAGAGGCAUACCUCCCAACUUAACAAUAGUACUAAAAAGAGAAUUCGGACUUCUUAACGAGAGUUCAGAGGAUCUUGAAAUGAUUGAAAAAAUUAUCUUCACUUUGAGAGAUCCUUUGAGUGCUACCAAGAUCAAAUUACCAGUAAAAUCUAUUACCUGUAGUCACUUUGAAUGUUUUGAUUUCGAAAAUUUCUGUGUUUUCAACAAAAUCCCCCAUGGGAUCAAGAGUAUCUUAAAAAAAGAUUUGAUCCGUAAAAGCUUUGAUUUAAAGAAACGAGAUAAAUUUCUUCAGAAUACUGGCAAAGAUUUUAACCCCAUGAGCAUAGUACAAUUGACAAAGAAUUUCAUUUAUAAUCCUGGACUCAACGAAUUCAAAAAUGUUGGAGUAGCAAAUCAACCUCAUUAUCCCACAUACAAAUGUCCAGUUUGUAAUAAUCCGUUUGAGUUAAGUCAACUUUUCAUUUCUGAUAUCAUCAAUUAUUUCAUAAAGACCACACCUAUGGAUAUAAAUAGAAUCGAACUUUUGGAUAUGGCCAAUUAUAGAAUUGUGGAUGAUUUACCACAACCCAAGAAGGAGGAAAGCCAUGAAGUUGUAAUGUUAGAUUCGGAUGAUGAGAUUGAUACAAAUGUCCCUGAACAGAAAGAUGUCGUGUUACCGGUUUUAAGAGGGUUUGACAAUAACGGUUCAAAUAACGUACAACUUCCAUCAUUCAAUAUGAUGAAUUCAGAAAUUCCAGGGUUUCUGGACGAUUCUACAGAAGAAGAGGAUUAUGGAAAAAUUCCACCGCCUCCAGCAAAAUUCCCAUCUCAAAGAAAUCCAUCUCAAAGUAAUCUUCCUCAAAGAAAUCCUCCUACCACCACAGGUACAGGAAGUUGGGAAGAUCCUGUAACAUUAGAUUAA